CAAACUCUUAAGAUGUAAAAACCAGAAUACAUAUAUAAUCAUCAAAGUUAAGCAUUAGAUAUUCUAUCAAUUGGAACAGCUACUUGUAGAUUUAAAUCCAUUCUUUAUUUGAAUAAUAACAUUAUUUUACCAAUAGCAACAUCUAUUGCUGUUUAUGACAAUAUGUAAAAUAUAAACUUAUUUUAUAGAACAUUUAAUAAAGUUGUAUAAUUUCAAACAAAUCAAAGUACAAUAUAUAGUUUAAUUAAUAACACUAAUUUUAUUUAUGCAAUUGGUCAUGAUGGAGAUAUAUGUUAGUUGGAUAUCAAAACUUACUAAAAAGUGAAUUACAUAAAUCAGUAAUUAAUGAAAUAUAUUUAAUAGUCGAAUAGGUUCAUAAUGUAGAUGGUCAUCAAUUGAAGGUGAAACAUUAAUGAUAAGUGCUGAACACUCAAAAAAUAAAGGAACUAUAUAAGUUUUAAAUGCAACGACACUUAAAUAGAUUAAAGUAUAUGAAGGCUGUUAUUUUUAUGGUUGUGUUUAAAAUUCAGUUUAUUAUUUAUUAAAAUCCAAAAGAUUUGGAAAAUUAAGUAAAAAUGAAAAAGCUGCUUUAAAAUAUAAAGAUUUAAAAAAAUACAAGAACAAUAAAUAAUUUUUAUUUGAUCUUGAAAUUCAUAGUCAAUAAGGAUUAGAAAGGGUUUUACCAUUUGAAACUGAACCAGGAGAUAUUUUAGUUAUUGCUUAAAGUCCUAAAUAUAUAGCUUAUUUUUAUUAUGAUAGAAGAAUACUUAUUUAUGAUAUAGAAAAGUGUUAAAUUCAUAUUCAUAGAGUUGAUGGAAAUGGAGUAUUAUAAGCAGCUUGUUUUUAGAAUGAUUUUGAAUUAGUAUUUUAAAAUAAGAUUAAAGAAAUUACUAUCUUAAACUUAUAAACUAUGGAAAAGAUUGUUUAGUAAUAUAAAUAAGGAUUAAAUACAUAAGUGUAAGCGAUCUAUAAAUAGAAUGAAAUUUUAAUAACUGCAUCAGAAGAAAAUGUAACAAUUUAUAAAAGUACUCAUGUAUUACACAAAGAAUUUGGAGGAUUAACAAAAUGUGGUAUAGAUUUUUAUAAAAAUGAUUAUGUUGUUAGUGGUGAUUUUUUGGGAAAUAUUACAAUUAAUUAAUUAGAUACUGGAAAAGUCAAAAGUGAAUAUUUUAUAGGAUCACCAAUACGUUCUAUUGCAUGCAAAGAUAAUAUCAUUUAUAUUGGUACAAUGGAAGGAUAAUUAUAUAAAUAUCAAGAUGAUGAAUGUUAUUAAUUUGAUUAAAUUGAAGGAUCAAUUACUUGUAUUAGAGUUAAAAAGGAUGAUUUGCUAAUUUCUUCAACUCAUGGAUUAGUGAGAUUGUAUAAAAAUGAAUAACCCUUAUUCACAUUUUUAGCUCAUCCUCCUAAAGAGAAAUCUGAAUUAUUUGGAUCACUUAACAUACAUGCAGAUAUUUGGACCUGUAUAUUCAAUCCAGAAUAAGAUAUAUUUGCUACAGGUUCUGAAGAUUAAUGUGUUAAAGUUUUUGAUUAUAGUUAAAAGUAAAUUGUUGAAUUGACUGGACAUAAAUUAGCUGUUACUUGUUUAGAUUGGAAACACUCAUAAAAUUAAUUAAUAUUGUAUUCUUGUAGUGAUGAUAGAACAAUAAGAUUGUAUGAUUAAUCAUAUAAUCUCAUCAAAGUAAUUAAUACAUUUUUUAUUAACGAAUGGUUUACAUUGACUUAUAUGAGUGUCUUUUAGAACCUUCUAGCUAUUGGUUGUUAAAAUGGAUAUUUCUUUUUAUAUGAUUAGUAACAAGGAGAUUUUAUUGUUGCAUAAAAAACACAUAUGGGUGGAAUUGAAGGAUUAGUUAUGAAUUCUAAAUAUAUUGCAACCUGUUCAAGUGAUGAUUGUGUAAAUGUUAUAAAAAUUAAUUGA
Messenger RNA from Paramecium sonneborni, 1915 nucleotides. The record is from the annotation of a GenBank genome assembly. NCBI's taxonomy places the organism in Eukaryota, Ciliophora, Oligohymenophorea, Peniculida, Parameciidae.